Drosophila willistoni is the source of this 2057-nucleotide messenger RNA. It is a transcript of the gene CycJ, whose product is annotated as cyclin-J. Gene Ontology annotation, cellular component: centrosome; cytoplasm; cyclin-dependent protein kinase holoenzyme complex. Lineage: Eukaryota; Metazoa; Arthropoda; Insecta; Diptera; Drosophilidae. Gene Ontology annotation, molecular function: cyclin-dependent protein serine/threonine kinase regulator activity. The record is from RefSeq and is a predicted model, not a curated record. Gene Ontology annotation, biological process: mitotic cell cycle phase transition; regulation of cyclin-dependent protein serine/threonine kinase activity. The coding region runs from base 202 to 1578 and encodes 458 amino acids. The transcript has 3 exons.
AAAAUUCAAAUAAAGUUUUCAGUUAUAUUAAAUUAUAGAGUUGCCCAACUUAAUUAAUUACAAUCAGUGUGUACAUAUUUGAAAGAACCGUUAAAGUCCUAGUGCAGGGAGCCAUUUUGUUUUUACCAUUUGUUUUGCGCUUUUCUUCGCAAAUAAGUUUUCAGUUCUUAUUCCUACUUCGUUCUCCAUGACAAGAGGAAAAUGCCUAAUUUCGAGCUAGAGGAUAUCUUUAUUGUGGAUAAGGAAAAUAAUGGGCAAAAUGCUGAUGGAUUUUAUCGCCUUUCGAAAAGUCAUUGGGUAAAGGAUUACGCGGACGAUAUACUUAAGACCCUGAUGGAGGACGAGAAACGUCGACGUCCCUUGUAUUACUUAUCUCGCCAAUUGAGCGAUCGCAGGAAAAUGUUGCAACUGUGCCAGCAUGUGGCAAGUUCCUACAAGUCGACACGUUGUGCCCUUCACCUAUCUGUCUACUAUAUGGAUCGCUUUGUGGACUUUUUUAAAAUCCGUCAGGAUAAAUUGUAUUUAAUCGCUAUGGUCUGUUUCCAUAUUGCCUCGCAAAUUGAGAAUGUGGAAGCUAGUGUGCCACGUUAUAUGGAUAUGAAUAAUAUGCUUAAAAACAUGAAUGGCAUGUCAUAUGCACCUUCUGAAUACAAAGCCGUCGAACGCAAAGUGUUGCAAUAUUUUGAUUUCCAACUAAUACGCCCAACUGUGGCUACUUUUGUGGAGUUCUUUGCCUGUAGUUUUCUCACUCGCUCCGAUUUUGAGGCCUACACGAAACUGUGCGAGGAACAUCCCGAAUAUGAACGUUAUGGCACUUUUCAGGAUAUGCUGGCCGAUCUGGUUCAUAUAUUGCUACGUAUGGCAGAUUAUACCAUUAGUAUACAUCGUUUUGGCAAUGAGCCGCCAUCCCUCUUGGCAGCCGCCUGUAUUGCGGCAGUCCGUCAGUAUAGCUGCUUGCCCCAACGCUGGACACCCCAGCUGACUGAAUUGACAUCGCAUUCGGAGCGUAUUAUUGAACCAUAUGUAGAUAUCCUAACACUUUAUCAUUAUUAUAGCAAAUCAUCGGCGGAACGUUUAAAAUCAUAUAUCGAAGAAUUGGAAGAAGAAACGAAGUAUCCGGUAGGUUAUAUGGGUUAUAUGAAUACUUCAAAUGCUGAUUCCGGCUGUGAUACAACAACGCCAAGUAAAAUAGAGAAAAUCGAAACGGUCAAUAUAAUAAGUGUGAAGCAAAUACGGAAACCAAAUUUUGAUCAUCAAACAGGAAAAGAUGACGAGAAGCCAACCAAAUCUGGCACAAACGACGAGGAUCAUCUAUCUGAUCAAUCCAUCAAAUCAAUAAACAAAGAGAAUAUUGAUCAAUCAUCAUCGAAUGACAAUGAAAAACCGUCCAUGAAGCGUAAACGCGAUGAGGAACUCUCUUCGGAUCUAUCAUUAAACGAUACUGGCCUAUCAUUAGACAUGUCUGAAGAGGAACUCCCAGGUUUAAAAGAGCUUCUGGAGCCAGCAUCAAAGAAGCAUUGUGGCGAACAUCAAGACACUGACAAUUCUCGUCACAAUGUGAAGUCCGAAAAAAAUUAAACAACAAUCCAACAAUUUUAGUUCACAUGAAUACACUGGAAUGUAUUCCUUGCAAAACUAAUAAGAAUUUACUUACAAACUUUCCAAUUUGAUUUUCCUGUAUAUUCAUAGUUCAAUAUGCCCGGAGAUGAUUUUUGUUAUACGAUAGAUCAAAUUUUGCCAAAUCCAACGACUAAAAUGCAGAAAUAGAAAUAUGAGUACAAACGAAUACAUAUGUACACAGCAGAAGCUAAAGCAGAAGCUGUUUUUUUUUGUUGUUUUCUAAAAUGUAUGUUAAUAUUUGCCCAAAUAUAAUUUGUUUCUCAAGUUGUAAAUGCUUUUGAAAAGCGCCACAAAAAAAAAACAAAAAUGUUUGUUUUAGAUCUAUAGGUAAAUCCAUUUGUACCUGAACAACCUGAGAAUCUAUCUAUAGCCCAAUCCCAUUUUCAUUCAUCCUCUUUACUCUUUAUAUACACAAUAUAGUAAUUUUUUACCAUUUA